Molecule: messenger RNA, 2606 nt
Organism: Alligator mississippiensis (American alligator)
Lineage: Eukaryota; Metazoa; Chordata; Crocodylia; Alligatoridae
Gene: TIMM44
Product: translocase of inner mitochondrial membrane 44
Exons: 13
Coding region: 236-1504 (422 amino acids)
Biological process (GO): protein import into mitochondrial matrix
Cellular component (GO): mitochondrial inner membrane
Molecular function (GO): protein-folding chaperone binding
Source: RefSeq, a predicted model, not a curated record
AUGUCCCCCGAUCUCUGAAUGGUGUUGGAUGCUAUGAGGCACUGCAUCAGCUUGGCGUUGCAGCUGGAUACAUGACAGGCACACAGGAUGCUCUCGUUGCUGGCGUCCCAUGCCCUGAGUGCCCCAACAGCUGGUGGCUCGACAGUCGCGUUGUAUCCCCGGGUCCUCGAGGCGUCUGCAAUGGAAAUGUCUUGUCAGUGGCAUACAGCUUAUAACUGGAAGAUACCCAGCUCCUAUGCUCUACAGUGGUAUAAUGUAUAGAAUGGGCAGGCCUAUUUUAGAACUACAUCAGUUUAGAUGUUAUUCCUCUGGAGGAAGAAAAGGCUUUAUAUCAGGAUUUGUCGAAAACAUCAAGCAAGAAUUAGCCAAAAAUAGAGAGAUGAAAGAAAGUAUUAAAAAAUUCCGAGAUGAAGCGAAAAGGCUAGAAGAAUCUGAAGCGCUCCAGGAAGCGAGGAAGAAAUAUAAAACGAUUGAAUCUGAAACUGUUAAGACAUCUGAAGUGAUUAAAAAGAAGCUUGGAGAACUAACUGAUACAGUUAAAGAGGGUUUGGAUGAAGUAAGUAAGAGUGAUAUUGGACGGAAGAUAAAAGAAGGUGUAGAAGAAGCAGCCAAGACGGCAAAACAGUCUGCAGAGUCAGUGACCAAAGGAGGGGAGAAACUGGGCAAGACAGCAGCAUUCAAAGCCAUUUCUCAGGGAGUAGAAACAGUUAAGAAGGAAAUGGAUAUAAUAGGGCAGACGGGUCCUUACAAACGUCCAGAGCGACUAAGGAAAAGGACUGAAUUUUCUGGAGAGAGGAUCAAGGAGCAGAGAAUAUUUGAAGCUAAUGAGGAGGCCAUGGGUGUGGUGGUACACAAGGAUUCCAAAUGGUAUCAACAGUGGAAAGAUUUCAAGGACAACAACGUGGUCUUCAAUAGGUUUUUUGAAAUGAAAAUGAAAUAUGAUGAAAGUGAUAACGCAUUCAUUCGAGCCUCCAGGGCUGUGACAGACAAAGUCACAGAUUUAAUUGGUGGGUUGUUUUCAAAGACAGAAAUGUCUGAAGUUUUGACUGAGAUUCUCAAAGUGGACCCAGCCUUUGACAAAGACCAGUUUCUAAAGCAAUGCGAGAAUGAUAUAAUCCCUAAUGUUCUGGAGGCUAUGAUAUCUGGGGACCUUGAUAUCCUGAAAGACUGGUGCUACGAAGCAACAUACCAUCAGCUUGCUCAUCCAGUCCAACAAGCCAAAGCAAUGGGUCUCCGGUCCCACUCCAGGAUCCUUGAUCUUGAUAACGUUGAUUUGGCUAUGGGGAAGAUGAUGGAGCAAGGACCAGUAUUAAUUAUCACUUUCCAGGCCCAGGUUGUUAUGGUGAUUAAGGAUCAGAAAGGGGAGGUGGUAGAAGGUGAUCCGGACAAAGUGCUGCGGAUGCUGUAUGUGUGGGCGCUCUGCAGAGACCAGGAUGAGCUCAACCCGUAUGCUGCCUGGAGGUUGUUGGACAUUUCAUCAUCUAGCACAGAACAGAUCCUCUGAGAAGAAUUCCAUCCAACUGCUUCCUAUACCUCUGCCUCACGAAAAUGCCAUCUCUGAACUCGUACCAAUCUACACCAUAAUGAGAGAACUGCGUGAAAUAGCCUAGAUUGGUUCCUUUUCAGAAGAGGAGGCUAUUAGGUGUGACACCAUUUUACUGAUUCCUGUUGUGAACUGCCUGGGUCUGACAUGGCUGUAGCCAUUACACUAUAAGAAUGUGUACCAUACAUAUAACCAUGAAUGAUAUAAGACACUAGCAGCUGCUGUUGCUUCCUUUUUUUAAUUUCAGCUGGGGGAGGCUAAUCUUUCUUUCUGGUGUUCCCUAGUGCUUCCUGAUUACCUGGUGAGGGUAGGUGUUGGAUGUUAGCAGUGGGAAAGAAGGUAUAGUUUGCAGAAUCUGCAUCUACAGAAACAAAGAGAGCCUCCCAAGCUCCCUGACAGGCUCUUGCAGCGCUUUCAGGGAUUUACCAGUGCCAGCUGAUAUACACUUCUUUUACUAGGUUGCACCGAUAAGCCUUCUGUUGCUGCAGGGUCGUGCACUUUACUAAACCAGCCAAGCCAGUAUCCAGCCCUGCCAGCAGCAGUGAGCCUGGUUUCCAGUGAUGUUAUACAUUUCCCCUCCAAUACAUGUGGAUCCCACAGCUUGGCAGGAAGAGCCUUGAUAGUUGCAGUGUUUCUAUUCAUUACAUCGACAAAAAUUCUCUGGAGGUCACGUGACAUUUGGUGCUGAACACAUCUAUCUGAAUGGCGUGCAAGUGGACAGCAGCAGUUACCUGCUGGGAGCUCUAGCUGCAUUGGAGACAUGGGCAGAGCUUUGGAACACUGGCCAGAAGUAAGAGGAACGGGCAGAAAAAGCUGGCAUCUGCUGUGGAUUUAGCAACAAAGUGCAAAAAUUUGGUACGUCACUGUCCCCUUCAGCUGACCGAAGGAGAGAUGACCUACUCUGGACUUAUUAAGGGAGCACUCUCUUCAUCCAAGUAGAGAUUUAUGCUGCAGUAAAAGGGAGCACCUGGCAUCCUACCAGAGCAUGGGGGGCAGCUGCAGAGUUGCUGGCACACCCCAAGCUGACCGGUUCUGGGCUAAUAAAGGUUCCUUUUGAGAGGUU